AUGAGUUACUACGGCGGACGCGAGUCGUACCACGAGCACAACUGCACGGUGCUGCCGGAGAAGGACGUGCUGGACGUGGACAUCGCGGGGCGCAGCACGCGCGCGCGUCUGUCGCGCUGGUGGCACGACCAGUUCCUGCUGUCCUACGACUGCACGCGCUCGCGCGGCUUCUACUCCAGCUCCUACUCCAUGAGGCAGGACAGAUUCAAACAAUUUCGUAAAUAUCGACAUCGUAUUCAUCCCAUGAGUAAAUUCAGAGACUUCUGGGAUUGGAUGAUACUACAUGUAUUUAUUCUGAACAAAAUACUUUUAAAAUAUACAGCAUCGAUAUAUUACGACGAAUUGUCGUGUUAUUUUUAUUAUCUUGGAGCAUGUCUAGAGUUUAUCAUCAUAGCAGAUUUGUAUGUAGACAUUAAGACAGGAUACAUAAACAAAGAAACCAGGCGAGUGGUGUUAGAGACGCGGUCGUCCGUGAUGAACCUGUGCUCGAGGAAGCUGUUUCUGCACGUGGCGGCGAGCAUCCCCGUGCACUGGCUGCUGUUCCUGCGCCACGGACACAACGUCACCUGCGGCUUGUGCAAGGCUAACAAGUUUACCUGUGUUCUUAGGCUUACCAGUUUAUUCGGCGUAUGCCGGAUUUUUGAAAUGUCCACUUACUGGUCUCGGAAACAGAAUUCGCUUAUCAAAAAGUAUAUAAAUAGAUUUAUAAGGAUCUUUGCGCUAGCGGCUGUAAGCAUGAUCCAGCUGUGGGAGUUUUCUGAACUUUCGGGUAUUUUGUCGUACAUUAUGAACAAUACAGUUGUGAUAUCCAUACCGUCACUGAUGUUGAUGGUCAAGUAUGUACUUCACUGUUCCAAUUUCGCUGUUAUGACCAAGGAAAUUUCAUUUGUCAUAGGACUCAUAAUGCAUUUACCCUUAGUCAAACUUCAAAAAGAAGUAAUGCUGCAAUGGGAUAGUGGUCUCUCAUUAUUGGCAAUAUUGUUAUCGUGGGUGUUUUACGUUUGGUGUAUAAUUGAGUGUUUUGGACUUGUUAAUGCACUCACUUACUCGAAUGAUCAAAAAAUUAAACUUAAGCAAAAGGCAAUGAACUACAUGGCCAGCAACCAACUGUCUACUUCUAUUUCUGUAAACGACGAGAUUACAGACUACUUCAAAUACAAAUCAGCUGCGGUCAAGGUGACAGAGACCAGGAACCAGCUGUACAAGAGUUUGCCAGACAUACUGAAGGAUGAAAUCAAAGAGAAUUGUUACUUGAACCUCAUGAUGCGGCUGCCCGUGUUCACGCAGUGGCCGGUGCCCGUGCUGCAGCAGCUGGUGGUCACGCUGCAGAAGAGGAUCUACUUGAAGAACGACAUGGUCUCCUUGGCUAUGGUGCAAGGCGAGGGGCUGAUGAUCGUGUACGACGGCAUGCUGGCGGUGUACUCGCGCUACAACCGGGAGCUGGGCCACCUCAUCGACGGCGACUACUUCGGUGCCAUGUCCCUCGUCACCGACAGGGAAGUCUGCACCUCCUCUGUCAUAGCGGUUACCCAUUGCACUAUCUUGCUUUUGCUGAAACGUGUCUUCAGAGAGUAUAUGCGGACGCACAAGGAGCUCUUUGAACGGUUUAAAAUGGAAAUUUUAAAGGAAAGGAAUGAAGCUAACGCAGCUAUCGGCAGUUCUACAACCACGCUCGUGUAGCUGAGCUCGCUGCCGCUGAGCCUCAGCCGUCGUGUCCGCGAUCACAGUCUACAGUACAGAGUGAUUCAGUUGAAUGCUAUUGUUGAGUAACUUGUGUUGUGUAUUAUGAAUUCUAUUUUAUAUAUUAAGUAGUAUGUCGUUGAUUCUAUUAAAAAUUAGGUGAU
Molecule: messenger RNA, 1844 nt
Organism: Helicoverpa zea (corn earworm)
Lineage: Eukaryota; Metazoa; Arthropoda; Insecta; Lepidoptera; Noctuidae
Product: potassium/sodium hyperpolarization-activated cyclic nucleotide-gated channel 1-like
Exons: 4
Coding region: 1-1680 (559 amino acids)
Source: RefSeq, a predicted model, not a curated record